AGCACGUGUACUUCAUUAUUACGACUGGUUAAGCAUUAUUUAAGCUCAUUGUCUCGCAGCAGGUGCUAGAAAGCUGACCAUUCUUUCAAAACCAGGUAAAUGCGAUGACAUCAGAAAACUUCAUUGAAUAGCAUUUCUAAACACAUUAAGAAUAUUGUAAAUGUUUAUAAUUCGGUCGCCCGUUCCGCGGCUUUUCAUCGCAGAAAUUUGUAAACAACAAUUACAAGCAAAUACUUGCUAAUUGUUGGCGUUGCCUUGAUACUUUUGAACAAUUGCUGGGUUUCGAAGAUAUUUGUGUUUUCAAGAAGAGGACAAGUUUUGAACAGUAUUUCAAAUUACAUUUUGUAUGCACUUGGAUUAAAGUUGAAAGGGGAGAUUGUCGGAGUAAGAGGCUUCCGUAAAAGUAGUGGUGUAUUCGGACUUGGUGACAAUUGGAUUAUUUGGAUAUUUCCUUUCAUAGUCAUAGACAUUUCAGCUGAAAAUAUAUUGAUUACCAAACCGAUGUGACUUUACGAUCCAAAGAAAAGUCGUUGCUUUGCAAAGCCGGGGUGCUUCAUUUCAUCAGUGACCUGACAAUAGUAAAUGACUGCAGCGAGUAUCGGGCAUUAGAGGCUGAACUAUCAUCUUCAAGUUUGAAACUUGGAUUUAAACGAAACGACUGAAGAACCGUAAAAAUAAAUACGUCCAUUUAAUAAUCAUUUGACGGUACACCAGAUUCGUUUCAAUCAUUUCUAACAAGUAUUGAUAGGGAAAACUUGGAUCUGGGAGUUUUAACGCGUAUGGUAGGUGAAGCUAAAUGUCACUGUUGGAAUUUAAUGAACACAAUUAAGAACGUAUUGCUUCAAAAAUAGUUUAUUUGUGAAUUUGAGACCGUGCGGACCUCGGGAUAAAGAAGAUAAUGUUCGGUUUACUUCGUUUAUUUACAAGACGAAAGGAGGUGUCAUCUGAAGUGAGUUCGUCAAACUUGAGCCGUUGUCUGACGACCUGGGACCUUGUCUCGCUCAGUAUUGGAGCCACGUUGGGUGCCGGGAUCUAUGUUGUAACUGGCCAGGUAGCGGGGAGCAUCGCAGGCCCAGCCGUCAUAGUCUCUUUCACCAUUGCGGCCGUUGCUUCAGUCUUGUCUGGUUUAUGCUAUGCAGAGUUCGGUGCUCGCGUUCCACACACAACUGGGUCAGCGUACACGUACAGUUACGUGACGGUAGGUGAAUUCGCUGCGUUCGUGAUUGGUUGGAACUUAAUCCUAGAGUACAUGAUUGGCACGGCUGCAGACGCAAGAGCGCUCAGCGGUUGCUUUGAUUACGUCAUCGGACACGCGAUACGCAACUUCACCCUCUCCCACAUUGGCACAUUUCAUAUUCCUACCAUCGGGGAUACGUACCUGGACUUCUUAUCCUGUAUCCUCACACUAGCAGUGACCGGGGUUCUAGCCUCGGGGGUUAAACAGUCCUCGGUGUUCAGUACUGUAUGUAAUGUCGUUAAUCUUGCCGUUGUUGGGUUCAUCAUAAUCGCCGGUGCCUUCUACGUUAAACGUGAAAACUGGAGUGUUAAAUCAGGAUUUUUCCCGUACGGUGUCUCUGGUGUUUUAGGCGGGGCUGCGACAUGUUUCUACGCGUUUGUCGGUUUCGAUAUUAUAGCUACGACGGGACAAGAAACGAGGAAUCCACAACACUCUAUACCUUUAGCAAUUAUGAUAAGUCUCUUUAUCGUGUUUAUGUGUUAUUUCAGUGUUUCCUCGAUUAUAACCCUGAUGUUGCCCUAUUAUAAGCUGGAUAAGCUAUCCCCAAUUCCCAACGCCUUUGCGCAGCGUGGUCUGCACACAGCAACGUAUAUUGUCGGCGUCGGAGCAGUUUGUGGCCUUUCCUCAAGCCUCAUGGGCUCCCUGUUUCCGCUACCGAGAAUAAUUUACGCGAUGGCAAAUGAUGGUCUGUUGUUUGAGUCGUUCAGAAAAAUCAGCAGUCGCAGUGAUAUUCCUUUUGUCGCAACAAUUUAUCCCGGAAUCCUAACAUCGAUUCUUGCUCUAGUUUUUAACUUGGAUGAGUUGGUUGAAAUGAUGUCCAUAGGAACACUUCUUGCUUAUACCCUAGUGUCCCUAUGUGUUUUAAUACUUAGAUAUCAACCGAACACCCACCUGAGUCCCGGGGAUUCCCUCUCAAGUGGUAGUUUUGACUUUGGCGAACUUGCCCUGAACGAUAACGUAGACUUUGAGAAAAGAUCAUCCAAAACGACAGAAAAAUUGGAAACGAACGGAGUGGAAAGAAGGAGCAAAAAUAUCGUUAAUCCGAGAAAAAGUGAAGUCGCUUCUAUAAACGGUAUUGAUAAGGAUUUUGUGGAAAAUGUGUACCACAAAAAUGAAAAAAGUACAUUUAUGGAUGGUAGUUCUAAUUUGAGUUCGCUCGUCAUGGACAGUGUUAGUAUGUCUAAAAAGAAUGGAAAGAGUUUAUAUACUGAUGACCAGGUAUCCGCAGAAAGGACAGUUCUCAGUGAAAGUGAUUAUCAAAAUGAGUCAGUUUAUUUCUCAUUUCCAACGGAGAAGACUGGCCGCAUAGUAUGCUGGGCGUCGCUGUUGCUGUGUAUUUCAUCGUCUGCAUUCUUCGCCCUCAUAGUCCACGCUAUAGACUUCAUAUUACACAAGAACAUUGUGGUUAUCGCCCUCACUUUAAUCGUGGGAUUUUUAUCCAUCAUCUGUAUCGGAGUCAUCGCUGCAAUGCCGCAAAACACAACCAGGUUAUCCUUCAAUGUUCCUUGUGUCCCAGGAAUUCCUAUUUUGGCGAUAUUUUUCAAUACAUUUCUCAUGAUCAAGUUGUCACGAGUAACGUGGUUACGAUUUAUCGUUUGGAUGAUUUUAGGUCUGGCUAUUUACUUUCUUUAUGGUUUACGACACAGCUUUGUUGGAUUACAAUUGAAAAUGAGAGCUCACAUGGAACUAGAGCAAAGACCGUGUGUCCUGUCAAAAAAUCUUUGUCAAUUUGAUUAUGAUAUGGACGUGAUACCAGCUCAUCGCGAGCAAGACGGGGGGAAAUCUUCACCGAUUAGUCCCAUCUUCUGGUCCAGCUUACAGAAGUACCAUUUCUUCGCUAGCGAUUAUGAUGAAAAGGACGCCAAUCAUGAGAUGCAUUAAUAUAUUAAUUUGGCUUGAUAACCGUUACAACAAAUGUGGCUAAAGAUGUAAUCGUGUAGCAUUUGUGAUGCCUUGACACUGCGAGAUACUCUAUCAUCCCGUGGAUAGCAACUGCAUUGCAACUACUGACUCUUUUCUAUAAUU
Molecule: messenger RNA, 3262 nt
Organism: Dendronephthya gigantea
Lineage: Eukaryota; Metazoa; Cnidaria; Anthozoa; Malacalcyonacea; Nephtheidae
Product: high affinity cationic amino acid transporter 1-like
Exons: 2
Coding region: 899-3118 (739 amino acids)
Biological process (GO): amino acid transport; transmembrane transport
Cellular component (GO): plasma membrane
Molecular function (GO): amino acid transmembrane transporter activity
Source: RefSeq, a predicted model, not a curated record